AAAUGUUUUUGUCAAGUUUUGAAGUUUUGGUAUGAUUGUCAUGUGUAAUUUUAAUGGUAUAAUUAGAAUAAUUAACAUAAUAACGAUAUAUUAAUUUUAUUAAAAGUUAAAACAGCAAUAUUUAAACGAUACUGAAAAUGUUGAAGAACGUGCGUCAAAUUAUUUUUAGUUUACAAGGAAGGAGUAAUAUUUACAAACGAUAUGUACAUACAUCGCGUUUUUUAAAUAAUGAAACCAAAAAUGAAAGACACAAGAAAGAAUUUGAAGGUCGACCGAUAUACUUUGAUGCACAGGCUACAACACCUAUGGAUCCACGUGUUUUGGAUGCAAUGAUGCCAUAUUUAACAAAUUAUUAUGGAAAUCCACAUUCACGGACUCAUGCAUACGGUUGGGAAAGUGAGGAAGCUGUGGAAAAAGCACGCAAACAAAUUGCCAGUUUAAUUGGUGCGGAUCCAAGAGAAAUUAUUUUUACCAGCGGAGCUACAGAAUGUAACAAUAUUGCGGUGAAAGGAGUAGCAAAAUUUUAUGCAUCUAAGAAAAAGCAUAUUGUAACAACCCAAACGGAACAUAAAUGCGUCUUAGAUUCAUGUCGUGCUUUGGAAGGAGAAGGUUUUAAAAUCACAUAUUUACCUGUUGGGCCAAAUGGUAUUAUUUCAAUGGAAGAUUUAGAUAAAGCUACAACGCCCGAUACUAGUUUAGUUUCAGUUAUGGCUGUGAAUAAUGAAAUUGGUGUAAAACAACCAAUUCAAGAAAUUGGUAAACUUUGCAAAUCAAAAAAGAUAUUUUUCCACACCGAUGCCGCACAAGCAGUGGGAAAAAUCCCCAUUAAUGUUGAAAAAAUGAAUAUUGAUCUAAUGUCAAUAUCAGGCCAUAAAUUGUAUGGCCCCAAAGGUGUUGGGGCACUAUAUGUUCGUCGUCGACCUCGAGUACGAAUAACUCCAAUUCAAUCGGGUGGAGGACAAGAACGUGGUAUCCGUUCUGGUACAGUACCAACCCCUCUAACUGUUGGAAUGGGAACAGCAUGUGAAAUUGCCCAAGAAGAAAUGGCAUACGAUCAUAAAUGGAUGGAAUUACUAUCUAAUCGUUUACUCGAUAAAAUUUAUUCAAAUUUAACGCAUGUAAUACGUAAUGGAGAUCCAAAGGAAACAUAUCCUGGUUGUAUCAAUUUGUCGUUUGCAUAUGUUGAAGGUGAAUCGUUACUGAUGGCACUAAAAGAUGUUGCGCUGAGUAGUGGGUCUGCUUGCACAUCUGCAUCACUCGAACCGUCGUAUGUGCUCCGUGCAAUUGGUAGCGAUGAAGAUUUAGCACACAGUUCAAUACGAUUUGGUAUUGGACGUUUUACAACAAUCGAUGAGGUGGAUUAUACAGUAGAUAAAUGUAUAGAGCACGUACAACGUUUACGUGAGAUAUCACCUUUAUGGGAAAUGGUACAGGAGGGUAUUGAUUUAAAAACAAUACAAUGGUCCCAACAUUAAAAAUGUUAUUAAAAUAUUUUAGAAAAAUUUGUUUUUUUCCUAUACCGAAUUUUUAUAUAUUAAGAUAUUUUUUUUAAAUAUUAUGUUUAAAUUAAGCUAUGGCAUUUUAAUUUUCUGAAAUUCCUUUUCAACUGUAAAUAAUUUCGUUUUUAUAUCAAUUGAACACCUAAUAAU
Messenger RNA from Chrysoperla carnea, 1649 nucleotides. RefSeq names its product cysteine desulfurase, mitochondrial (gene Nfs1). Gene Ontology annotation, molecular function: pyridoxal phosphate binding; cysteine desulfurase activity. Gene Ontology annotation, biological process: [2Fe-2S] cluster assembly. The record is from RefSeq and is a predicted model, not a curated record. NCBI's taxonomy places the organism in Eukaryota, Metazoa, Arthropoda, Insecta, Neuroptera, Chrysopidae. The coding region runs from base 138 to 1475 and encodes 445 amino acids. Gene Ontology annotation, cellular component: nucleus; cytosol; mitochondrion. The transcript is spliced from 5 exons.